Messenger RNA from Triticum aestivum (bread wheat), 792 nucleotides. RefSeq names its product putative F-box protein At3g58860. The record is from RefSeq and is a predicted model, not a curated record. Lineage: Eukaryota; Viridiplantae; Streptophyta; Magnoliopsida; Poales; Poaceae. The transcript has a single exon. Gene Ontology annotation, molecular function: protein binding. Bases 1 to 792 code for a protein of 263 amino acids.
AUGCAUGUCCAUCUACACUCCUCGACGGAGAUGAAGAGGUGGCGCAGGCAGGCGGACCGGCUGAGCGCUCUCCCCGACGAGAUGCUCGAGCACAUCCUCUCCAACCUCCCGUCCGACGAGGCCGCGCGCACCAGCGCGCUCUCCCGCCGGUGGCGCGACGUCCCCGCAGGCGUCACCGUCGUCGACCUCGUGGACCACAAGAAACGCAAUCAGCAUAGAAGAAGUGCCGCCGCCAAGGACCUCCCGAUCUGCUUCUCCCACAAGGUGACCGGUGCCAUCCUCUGCAAGGCCCCCGCGACGCCCAUCCACACCUUCCGCCUCGACACCCGCCACCUGCCGGCCGACCUGCUCGAUCAAUGGAUCGGCUCCGCCCUCUCCUCGGGCGCCGAGGAGAUCGACGUCAAGCUCAGGUACGGCCACUUGUCCGGGCGGAGGCUCUGCCCCUACGGCUCGACGGAGAGGGCCUCCGCGGACUUCGAAAUCUACGAACGGAACAGCUAUACCAAGACGCAGAACCAUCUCUUCCGGUGCCGCACGCUUCGCCGCUUGCACCUAACCAACUGGACGCUCGACCUGCACGGAACCGUGUCCAUGGCGUCGCUGGAGACGCUCUGCCUCGCCAGGAUCAUGGACCCCAAAGGACAGCUGCAGCAGCUGCUCUCCAACUGCCCGUGCCUCGCUGACCUGACGCUGCAGCCUGCAGGAGUGCCCGGGCGUCAGCAAGAUCUCCGUGAAGAACGCCUUCCUGCGGAGCUUCGCCAUGAUCUGCUGCCACCAUGCCACCCACGUUGA